Molecule: messenger RNA, 558 nt
Organism: Pseudozyma hubeiensis SY62
Lineage: Eukaryota; Fungi; Basidiomycota; Ustilaginomycetes; Ustilaginales; Ustilaginaceae
Exons: 1
Coding region: 1-558 (185 amino acids)
Molecular function (GO): GTP binding; GTPase activity
Source: RefSeq, a predicted model, not a curated record
AUGGUAGGCGACUCUCAGAUCGGCAAAACAUCACUCAUGGUCCGUUACGUCGAAGGUUCCUUCAACGAGGACUAUAUCCAGACGCUUGGAGUCAACUUCAUGGAAAAGACCAUCUCGAUCCGCAACACCGAGAUCACCUUUAGCAUCUGGGAUCUCGGAGGACAACGCGAAUUCGUCAACAUGCUCCCUCUCGUAUGCAACGAUGCCGUAGCCAUCCUGUUCAUGUUCGACCUCACACGUAAAUCCACGCUCAACUCGAUCAAGGAGUGGUAUCGACAAGCAAGGGGUUUCAACAAGACCGCCAUCCCCUUUCUCGUUGGCACCAAAUACGAUCACUAUGCCACACUACCGAGAGAGGAACAGGAUGAGAUCACAAAGCAAGCCAGAAGAUUCAGCAAGGCCAUGAAGGCUCCGUUGAUCUUUUGCUCCACAAGUCACGCCAUCAACGUACAGAAGAUUUUCAAGGUAUUGUUGGCGAAAGCCUUCGAUUUGAAGUGCACCAUUCCUGAGAUCAAGGGUUCGGGAGAACCGUUGUUGAUCUAUGUAAGUGGUCGAUGA